This is a messenger RNA of Rattus rattus (black rat), 954 nucleotides long. Its product is annotated as vomeronasal type-1 receptor 90-like. Bases 1 to 954 code for a protein of 317 amino acids. The transcript has a single exon. Gene Ontology annotation, biological process: G protein-coupled receptor signaling pathway. Gene Ontology annotation, cellular component: membrane. NCBI's taxonomy places the organism in Eukaryota, Metazoa, Chordata, Mammalia, Rodentia, Muridae. The record is from RefSeq and is a predicted model, not a curated record. Gene Ontology annotation, molecular function: pheromone receptor activity.
AUGAUAUUUCCAAGCAACACCCUCUUGGGGGUUUUCUUUAUAUCUGAGCUCUGUGUGGGUGUCAUAGGGAACUCAUUGCUCUUCAUGCUGUAUAUGCACAACUUCUUGGUCAAAGCUUACAUUAGCAGACCAAUCGAUCCCAUUUUCAUGCACCUGGUGAUAGUCAAUAUGUUGACAAUCAUAUUUGCUCUGAUACCAUAUAUCACUUCAUCCUUUGGAGUACCCAAUUUUCUGGAUGAUGGUGGCUGUAAGGCCAUUGUGUAUGCCUACAGAGUCACCCGGGCUAUGUCCAUCUCUACCACUUCUAUUCUAAGCAUAUUCCAAGCCAUCACCAUCACUCCCAGUAAUUCUAAGUGGGCAAGGCUUAAGCCUAAACUCUCUAUAUGGACAUUUGACUCCUUCCUGUUUUCCUGGUUCAUCAACCUGGUCAUAUAUGUGCUCCUCAUUGAGACUGUGAUAGCGAAAAUCAAUUACACUGAGAUUGAAUAUGCAUAUUCUCAUGUUUACUGUGGAAAUGUUCCACGUGAGUAUCCCAAUGUAGAAUUAUUCCUGAGUGUUAUCAUAAUAAGAGAUUUGUUCUUUAUGGCCAUCCUGGUAUGGACCAGCCUCUACAUGGUGACCCUCCUCUGCAGGCACCACAAGAGAGCCAAACAUCUCCGCAACCCAAACCUCUCCUCCCAAUCUUCUCCUGAACACAAAGCCACUCACACAAUCCUGUUGCUUGUAAACUGUUUUGUGUUCUUUUAUUUGUUGAACAACUUUGCCACCAUUUAUAACAAGUUUUGUACACAUGAAAUAACGCCAAGUUUGGGGGCAUUUAUCGCCAUUGUGGUAUCAUUGUACCCCACUCUCUGCCCAUUUUUACUGAUGUACACUCAUAAAAUUAUUUCACAGUAUAUUUCUUCCCUACCAAUACUGAGAAUUACUUGUUAUCAAAGAGCAGUUGGUGACUGA